GGGAUUCUUUGUUGAUAUCGCUCUGGGAAGGACCACUACCACUAUUAAUAAACAGUUGAAUUUACAAUUUGAAAAUCAUUUGUUGUCAGACCUUCAACUUAAUAGUUUUGUUAAAUAGGAUCCAUCAUGAAGUUUUUGCUGCUUUUUGUUGCAUUUUUUGUGGGCAGCCAGGCUAUUUCCUUUGUUGAUUUGGUACAAGAGGAAUGGACGGCUUUCAAGAUGACACACAGAAAAAGUUAUGAAAGCCCAACCGAGGAAAAGUUCCGUAUGAAGAUCUUUAUGGAAAAUUCACACAAAGUUGCCAAACACAACAAGCUCUACGCUUUGGGAUUAGUUUCUUAUAAAUUAGGACUCAACAAAUACGCCGAUAUGCUCCACCAUGAAUUCAUCUCCACCCUCAACGGCUUCAACAAAACAAAGAAUCUGCUGAGGCAAUCAGAGCUAGAAGACUCAGUCACGUUCAUAAAACCAGCCAAUGUAGAGUUACCCGGCGAAGUUGACUGGAGACCAAAGGGCGCCGUUACUGCUGUUAAGGACCAAGGGCAUUGCGGAUCAUGCUGGAGUUUCAGUGCUACUGGCUCCCUCGAAGGACAACAUUUUAGGAAAACCGGAAAAUUGGUGUCCCUUUCCGAACAAAACUUAGUCGACUGCUCUACUAAAUUCGGCAACAACGGAUGCAAUGGAGGUUUAAUGGAUAAUGCCUUCCGAUACAUUAAAGCCAAUGGUGGUAUCGAUACCGAAGCAAGUUAUAAAUACAAGGCCGAAGACGAGAAGUGCCACUUUAAUCCCAAGAAGAUUGGAGCCACUGACAAAGGUUACGUAGAUAUUGAAUCUGGAAACGAAGAUGCCCUCAAGGCUGCUGUCGCCACCAUUGGACCCGUAUCCGUAGCCAUUGAUGCUAGCCACGAGACCUUCCAACUCUACAAUCAGGGUGUAUAUUAUGAACCUGAAUGCAGCUCAGACGAAUUAGAUCACGGUGUCCUCGUUGUCGGUUAUGGUACUGAAAACGACCAAGACUAUUGGCUCGUCAAGAAUUCCUGGGGUCCAUCUUGGGGACUGGACGGUUACAUCAAAAUGGCCAGAAACAGGAACAACUCCUGUGGUAUUGCAACUCAAGCCAGCUAUCCUUUAGUUUAAGUUUAUAUAUUAAUGUAAUGCUCAGUUUAAACAGAAAACCAAAAAGUAGAGAAAUAAAAUCAACAAAAUAAAUUUUUAGUGAUGUAAUUAAAAUUGUGAAAGUCUCGAGUCGUGUUUGGAUUUUUUUCGAAAUUAGAUCUGAAUGUAACUGUAUUUUUAGGUUAGAUUAGGUUAAGUAUGUUUUUUAAAUGGGUGAUAUUACAACUUAAAAUAAUAAAUAAAUAAAAGAACAAAGUGGGUGUGCCAUUUUAUUUUAUUUUACGGCUUUUUCCAAUUUAUUAGCUGUAUAUUGGAGUCUGUACAUUUUAGAAAAAAAUUUCAGUUCG
Molecule: messenger RNA, 1463 nt
Organism: Diabrotica balteata
Lineage: Eukaryota; Metazoa; Arthropoda; Insecta; Coleoptera; Chrysomelidae
Source: the annotation of a GenBank genome assembly